AUGAGAACACUUGGUGUUGGUAAGCAAAAAGCACCGACAAGAAAGAAAACAAAAAAGCAAGCUAAAUUGGUACAUGAUACAGACGAUGAUGAACAAGUCACUCCACAACCAAGCUUGCUAUCGAGGAAAAACCAAUUAUCUGAUUUAUUUUCUUCUCAAGAGAAUUUCAAUAAGAACCCAGCUCCUAAAAAGCGGCAAACAUUUGAAGAAGAUGGAGAAUUUGUGUAUAAACGAAGUCAAUCACCCACACAACAGUCUCGUAAGAAAAGAAAGGUCAAUACCCCAGUUACUCAAUUACAUGAGGAAAUGGAUUUGAUGGCACGAGAAGAUAUAGAUAGUGAUUCUUCAGAUGAUAUAUUCAAUUUGAGCAGAAAGAAAAAGAAGCAACGAGCCAAAGGGCAAUCCAUCAAGAAUCCUACAAAAUUGAGGUCUCCUUUAGGAAACGGAUACAAUUCGGAUGAUUAUAUAGAGCAAGUGUCUCGUGAAACUUUGCAAUUGCAUGAUAAUGACAAAACGGUUUCUAAUAAGAGAAGACAGUCCUAUUUGAACCGAGGGAAGCGGGUUUCUUCAAUUGGCAAUGGGUUUGUGGGAGUGCCCCACAAAGAGGUUCCUGUAUCUGAUUAUUAUAAACUUUUGGAUACCACUAUGCCUGGACCAGAUAGGUUGAGGCAAUUGUUGAUAUGGAAUAUGAAAAAACAAUUUGAGAAAGAUGAGGAAGAUUUGAAGCAGCAUGAGUCAGAGGAUCAAACUGCACCAAGUAUAGCAAGAGUAAUCAAAGAAGAGAUCAUACGAGAUUUGACAGAAAAAAAGAUUUCUACAAGUUGGUAUGAUAACAGAAGCAACAAUAUAGAAACAAUAAGUGGGAAAGUGGUUACUGUACCUAAUCCUUUAAAUAUUACAAAUCUAAAAAAUAUUGAUAUUUACACAAAAAAAUUGAAAAACCUAAGAAAACAGAAAGCAGAGUGGUAUAAAGUUUACAAGCAGGCAAUACGGCCUUUGGAAGCAAUGAAGAUUAGUUUGCCUGAGGAUAAAAAACAAUUAAAUAUGUACAUAAAGGACGAAAGAGCAGGAAACAUAAAAACAGAUGCAAUUGAUAACUCAUUAGUUGAAACAGUAGAAGCUAACCACGCCGAAGUUAAAUCAAAUAUAACAAAACUAGAGCCAGAAGUGGACAAGCUUUAUUUUACUGCAUUCCAACUAAAACGUGCAAGCGAUUUGUUGAAAUCAGUAGAGCAACAACAAUUAAACAAAAAGGUGUCACAGUAUUUGCAGGGUUACUCAAAUAAAUCAAAAGUGGAAGCAUAUAGAUCCCUACCGUCCAAUAGUGGUAGCAACAUUAGAUGGUCUGUACCUCUGAAAAAUGUGGACACAAAAGAUCUUCUAAGAGCUAUAUGUCGGUUGGAAACUCAAAACAAAUCUUCAUAA
Messenger RNA from Candida dubliniensis CD36, 1425 nucleotides. RefSeq lists its product as uncharacterized. Lineage: Eukaryota; Fungi; Ascomycota; Pichiomycetes; Serinales; Debaryomycetaceae. Gene Ontology annotation, cellular component: MIS12/MIND type complex. The record is from RefSeq and is a predicted model, not a curated record. Gene Ontology annotation, biological process: mitotic sister chromatid segregation; cell division. Bases 1 to 1425 code for a protein of 474 amino acids. The transcript has a single exon.